AUGGCGGGACAAACCUCCGUGUCCCGGGAGAGGCAGAGGGAUAAACCCACCGUGUCCCGGGACGAACGGGCGAUGAUGGACACGCGGGCCGCGCUGCUGACCGGGCGGCUGCCGGUGCGCUCCGGGAUCUACCCGGGCGUGUUGGAGCCGGGCUCGCGGGGCGGGCUGCCGCUGGCCGAGGUGACGCUGGCCGAGCUGCUGAAGGCGCGGGGCUACGCCACGGCCAUGGUGGGCAAGUGGCACCUGGGCUACGGGCGGAACGGCUCCUUCCUGCCCCUGCACCACGGCUUCGACCAAUUCCUGGGCAUCCCCUACUCCCACGACCAGGGAAGAAGCCUCUCCCCUCCCACCACCCCAAAAUCUGCUCCUGGACGACCUGGCCUUGCUAUUCCCGCCCAGCCCGGGCCUCACUCUGCCCUGUCCCCCGUGCCAGCCCCGGGGACAAGGCUGGGGCCGACGCGGUGCCCGUGCCUCCGGCAGCACACGCACUACCCGCAGUUCGCCAGCCGCGAGUUCGCGGGCACCACGCGCCGGGGACCCUUCGGGGACGCGCUGGCCGAGUUCGAUGGCUCGGUGGGACAGCUGCUGCAGGCGCUGCAGGACAACGGCUUGGAGAACUCCACGCUGGUGUUCGUCACCUCCGACAACGGCCUCCGCUGUGGCAAGGGCACCACCUACGAGGGCGGCAUGCGGGAGCCCGCCCUGGCCUACUGGCCCGGCACGAUCGCGCCAGGGGUGACCCACGAGCUGGCCAGCUCUCUGGACGUGCUGCCCACGCUGGCGGCGCUGGCGGGCGCCGCGCUGCCCGAGGCCGCCCUGGACGGCUUCGACCUGAGCGAGCUGCUGCUGCACCGCGGCCAGGUGAGAGCGGGCAUGGACAGGUGAGAGCGGGGCAUGGACAGGUGAGAGAGGGGCAUGGACAGGUGAGAGAGGGGCAUGGACAGGUGAGAGAGGGGCAUGGACA
Messenger RNA from Lonchura striata (white-rumped munia), 964 nucleotides. The record is from RefSeq and is a predicted model, not a curated record. NCBI's taxonomy places the organism in Eukaryota, Metazoa, Chordata, Aves, Passeriformes, Estrildidae.